CCAUGCCAGGUCUUGAUGAGGGCGGGGAGCCCUGGUAUUAGCUCUUUUGUCACACGCUUCUCCCAGGGCCAAUGCCUGGGCCCUCGGCCGGCCCCGGGGAAACUGAGGCAGGAGGCUUGGGAAACUGUAGCGGGGCUGGGGGCCCGGACUCCUGGGUCCCGGCGGAGGAGAGGACCCGGACUCUUGGGUCUGAAGGGGCAGGGGACUAGGGCCCCCGGACUCCUAAGUCUGAGGGCGGAGGGCCUGGGACCGAGGGCCUUCCCCCAACACACCCGUCUCUUAAAUGCCCGCCGAGCGCCCCGCCCCUCCCGCCCCCAGUUAACCCCGAGCCCCGCGGCCGAGCCCGGCACAGUCGCCCAGAGCCCACAGACCGAGCAGGUGCGCGACCCACACGCGCUCGGCAGCGGGAUGGACACCGACCAGCCCGAGAGCCCCCGGGAGCCGCCGUCCCCGCCCCCGCCGCCGUCGCCGCCGUCGCCGCCGUCGCCGCCGUCCCCCGCGCCCCCCGAGUCCCCCGGGUCCCCCCGGCCCGAGCAGCCGUCGGAGGCCUACGCCCGGCAGCUGCUGCUGGAGGAGUGGGGGCCGCCCGGCGGGAGCCUGGAGCUGCCCCCCCGCCUCACCUGGAAGCUGCUGUUCCUGCGGCGGCCGCUCUACCGCAACCUGCUGCGCUCGCCCAACCCCGAAGGCAUCAACAUUUAUGAGCCGGCACCCCCUACUGGUCCCACCCAGCAGCCCCUGGAGACUCUGGGCAACUUCCACGGCUGGUACAUUAGGACCGAGAAGCUCCAGCAGAACCUCAGCUGGACCGUGAAGCAGCAGUGUGUGGAUCUUAUGGCCGAGGGCCUCUGGGAGGAGCUCCUCGACGAUGAGCAGCCAGACAUCACGGUCAUGGACUGGUACGAGGACAGCCGGCUGGACACGUGUGUCUAUGAGCUGCACGUCUGGCUGCUGGCAGCCGACCGCCGCACGGUCAUCGCGCAGCACCAUGUGGCCCCCCGGGUCUCCGGGAGAGGCCGCCCCGGCUGCUGGAUCCAGGUGUCCCACGUGUUCCGCCAGUAUGGCCCUGGCGUGCGCUUCGUCCACUUCCUGCACAAGACCAAGAACCGGAUGGAGCCCGGGGGGCUGCGGCGGACGAGGGUGACGGACUCCUCCGUGUCCGUGCAGUUCAGGGAGUGACUGGCAGACUCCGGGCCUGUUCUGACCCCCGGUGUCACUUGUCCACAGCCUUGACACUUUACCCGAUCCCUUGGCACCUCCCCGACCCUUCGGCUCUGUGGCCUUCUCUUCGCACCUCCCUGGUGCUCACCACCACCUGUUCCCUUAAUCGCUUCAUGACCCCUCAGCCUCUCCUUGAUCGCUGACCACCUCCUGGGCCCCUUAUUCCUGCCUGGCCCUCGGCUCCCCGCUUGGCAUCUUCCCACACCCUUGGACGUCUGACUCGUUGGCAUUGCUUCCGCACUCUCUGAGCUCCGUGAGGGCAGCGGCCACUUCCUCCUGAGUUAGUGCUCGACAGACAGUAGGGGCUUCGUGCAUCCUUGUGGAUCGACGAAUAAAUGCGUGUGCGCGGGGAUGCGGA
Molecule: messenger RNA, 1576 nt
Organism: Felis catus (domestic cat)
Lineage: Eukaryota; Metazoa; Chordata; Mammalia; Carnivora; Felidae
Gene: NCCRP1
Product: NCCRP1, F-box associated domain containing
Exons: 6
Coding region: 16-1176 (386 amino acids)
Biological process (GO): glycoprotein catabolic process; SCF-dependent proteasomal ubiquitin-dependent protein catabolic process
Cellular component (GO): cytoplasm; SCF ubiquitin ligase complex
Molecular function (GO): ubiquitin protein ligase activity
Source: RefSeq, a predicted model, not a curated record